This is a messenger RNA of Perca fluviatilis (European perch), 346 nucleotides long. RefSeq names its product protein delta homolog 2-like. The record is from RefSeq and is a predicted model, not a curated record. NCBI's taxonomy places the organism in Eukaryota, Metazoa, Chordata, Actinopteri, Perciformes, Percidae.
UUGUCGUAUAUUUUUACGUUUUUGUCUGUUUUUCCAACAUUUUUGACGCUUUAUAAACAUUUGUCACUGUUGGGACGUUUUUUGCUGCUUUUCUUUGGUGGCUACGGCAACAAGCUGAAGCUUGGAGCAGAAGAAGAAGAAGAAGAAGAAGAAGAACAUGCAGUCUGAGCGGAGGAGAAACAUCUGAAGACUUGAGAAGAAACAGGAAGCUGCAGAUCUCUGAGAUGUCUCCAUCUGUCCUGCUGAGUGUCCUCGUCGUGCUCAUCUUCCCGCCCAGCAGAGGUCAAGGAAGUGAGUGCAGCUGUGACGUCACCAACAGCCGCUGUGACGAGUCGGGAGUCUGCAG